This is a messenger RNA of Babesia microti strain RI, 1794 nucleotides long. RefSeq lists its product as hypothetical. Lineage: Eukaryota; Apicomplexa; Aconoidasida; Piroplasmida; Babesiidae. The transcript is spliced from 7 exons. The coding region runs from base 1 to 1794 and encodes 597 amino acids. The record is from RefSeq and is a predicted model, not a curated record.
AUGCCCUCCGUUGUGCCCUGGAGAUUCCUGCUGAACCCCCUGAACGACAGUCUAACAUUUUAUACAACUUUUAGGCAGGCUGUUGUCACUGGUGUUUGGUCUAAUCUCUCCGUUUCGGGGAGGGAACGGUAUCUUAAAGGUGCAAGCUUUCACUUGCAAUACAGAAUCAAUGAUUUAGACUUGGAAACUUGUAUUAAUUGUUUCAACUCAAUUUAUCACAAUAAGAUACCAUUAUAUUUGGCAUUAAAAUCGAUAGUUAACAGGUGUUUUACAUUGUUAAAUACUGUUGAUAUAUCACAAUGGCAAUUUUUGGAAUUGCCUCAGCAAAUUUUCGAGGAUUACACACAUGAGAAUGAUGAUCAAAUGCUGAAGCAUCUAUUGGUGGGGGAAAUAAUCUACAAACUAUCCAGUUUACAUGGAAUAUACGAUGUUAAUGCUAGUGUAUCUAGUGCAUUUGAUCAUUGGUUAAAUAAUUUUGGUAAAAUUAAUGAUAAGAGGCACUUGUUGUUGUCUAUUUUUAUGUGUACAAAUGCUAAUAGUGACAGCGUCAUUAUGACACUAACUAAAUAUAUCGCCCAAUUGACUAGUGAAAGUUUUGAUAAUAUUGGUGACAAGUACUUGCUAAUGUACAUUAUUGCUAAAUUAUCUCACGUAAAUAGUAAAUCCCGUGGCAAAUUUAACAUAUAUAACUUCACUAAUUACAUUCAAGAUGUAGCAAAUAUAUCAGCUGACGGUAUCAAUGAUACAAUAAAAUGCCUUGCGCUAGAAUCAAUUUCCCUGCUAAGGGAACUUCAAAUCAAUAUGAUGGAUCAUGACAGUCAAAUUAACAAGUUAAUCGCAACACAGGAUAACAAUUGUAGUAUUGUUGAAAACAGCGAAUACUUACUACAAAUGCUAGUGAAUUACAACAUUAAAUCUUCAGUGCUUUGGGAGAAAUUUCAAGAAUCAUACAAAAAAAAACCCAUACCUAAUCUUGCGUUAUAUCUCCUUGAUUCGUACAUAAACUAUAGAAGAAAACACAGUUAUUUUAACGAAUCUUUACCGUUAGAAAUUGCUGAUAGGUGUCUAGUUAGUAUUAAAAAUGGCAUGUUAUCAAAAUUCACUAGCAAUAGUAAAGAUAGUAUCGAACUAUUCCUGCAAAUGGCCAAAAAAUAUAGGCAAAUGAUCAAAGGAAGGAUUGUCAAAGUUGAACCAUGUGGAUUGUAUGUCGAAAUACCAACCAAUGACGCAAGCGCUUUCGCAAUUGGUUAUGUAGAUAUAGCCACUUUCCCUAACACUUUUGAGGAAAGAUUAGAUUCUUUUUUUGUGCCAGAAAACCACUUUCACGUAAGGAUAACUUCUAUACCUCCAAAUUAUGACAACAAAAUUAAGUGCGCUAGUGUUGUAAAUAAUCAAGUGUUGAUGAAAUCUAGUAACAAUUUGAUAUCUCUAGAGCCGGCAAACCUGGAUUUCGACACAAACGCUGUUAAGAAAAGGAGAAAUCAACUAAAACAAAAUAAUCAAUUUAACACUAAAAAAUCAAAAGAGGUAGUGUUUAGCAAAGGUGAGAUGGUUAGUGCAACGACAAUUGUUUGCCACGACAGCUAUGAAUGGGCGUUAUUCAAACUACAAUGUCUAAAAACAGGCAUUGAAGCGAUGAAACUUGGCGUUUUGGAUACAAAAAAUAUCAGGGGAGAUCCCAUUGAAAAAUUAAGGCUGCUAAGGAAAAUAGAACAGGGCCAGCCAUUCAGAAUAAAAGUUACAGGGACUGUAGGACCACUGUACUCCCUUAACUAUUCAAAAAUAAUGCAGUGA